AUGUUGGCAGCAAACGUGACUAGAACUGAAAAAUUAAAGCCAAUAGUUAUUGGAUCAUCUAUCGAACCUCAUGCUUUAGCACAUUUAAACUAUGAUACCUUACCUCUUACAGAACUUGAUAGGAAGUUUUGUUUAGAAAAUUGGCAUAUUGUGUUGUUAGUUGAUGGUGCAACAAGUCAUUAUAAUCCUAAUGACGAUAAUGAUUCUAAUGAAAAUAAUGUUCUUAAUGAAGAUAAUGAUUCUAAUGAAAAUAGUGAAGAAGAUAUGUUAGAAUCUGAUAAAGAAUUAAACAGUGAAGAGGAAUCAGAAAGUGAAAGUUUGAAUAAUAAAGAAAGUUAUGCAAGCUCAUCUAGAAAUCCUAUUUGA
Messenger RNA from Cetraspora pellucida, 366 nucleotides. Lineage: Eukaryota; Fungi; Glomeromycota; Glomeromycetes; Diversisporales; Gigasporaceae. The record is from the annotation of a GenBank genome assembly.